Spirodela intermedia is the source of this 747-nucleotide messenger RNA. The record is from the annotation of a GenBank genome assembly. NCBI's taxonomy places the organism in Eukaryota, Viridiplantae, Streptophyta, Magnoliopsida, Alismatales, Araceae.
AUGGAGCCCAAAGCGUCACAGCUGAGCUCGACGGUGGCGGCGGUGGCGGUGGCGGUGACGGUGGCGGCGGCGAUGAUGGGCUCUUCCGACGCCCACGAGUUCUACGUCGGGGGGAGGGACGGGUGGGUGGAGAACCCUUCGGAGAGCUUCGACCAGUGGGCGGGGAGGAACAGGUUCCAGGUCAACGACAGCCUCGGUAAGCCGCAUAACCUCACCGGAGGAGUCCUUCUCUUUCUGCCCUCCUCCGUGUUCUUCUCCGGCGGCACCGCUAUUGACGGCGACGGCGGUUGAACAGUGUUCCGAUACGAGAUGGAGGACUCGGUGCUGGUGGUGACGGAGGCCGACUACCGGGCCUGCAACACAUCCAACCCAUUAUGGAAACUCCACGGCGGCCACUCGGUGUUCCGGCUUACCAGGUCGGGGCCCUUCUUCUUCAUCAGCGGCGCCGCCGGGCGGUGCGAGAGGGGCCAGAAGUUGGUCGUUGUGGUGCUCUCUGUGCGCGGGCCGAGACGGGGUGCAGCGGCGCCGCCGCCGCUGGCCCCAGCGCCACCGCCGUUGGGCUUCGCUCCUUACGGUGCUCCGCCGCCGUCGAUGUUGCAGCCUCCGACUGCUCCGCCGGCGUUCACCGCCGCCGGAGGCCCAGCGGAGGGGGAGCCACCGUCCCCGGUUUCCGGGUGCUCCGCCGGAGCUACUCUCAGCAUGGCGGCGGUGGCCAUGUUCGGUGGCGUAGCCGCCUUCCUGCUGUAG